CAACGGGAGCGUGGCCAGCGCGAGGACGCGCACUAGCUCAUGCUAACUUUUAAACUGUAUGUCGCCUUUUGUCGCUUUUCAGCUGACUAUAACAUUUACAGAGUUUUAGAAGUUCUUCACUGGAAAGUUUUUAGGUGACCCAUCAGCGCAUCGCUGAUAUUUUUUAAGCUGAAACAGCCGAGUUGAAUUAGCCGCGCUUUGCUAACCAAGUUACCUCAGAGGAUGAAGUGCGUCAUCGAAGGCAGUAACGUGAAAGUAUUUGGAAAGGCGAUUCAUGCGCUGUCACGAAUAAGCGAUGAAAUGUGGCUCGACCCUUUGGAGAAAGGGCUGGCUGUGCGCUCUGUCGGUCCGGCACACUCCUCCUACGGCUGCUUCCUCUUCACACGGCUCUUUUUCCAGCUGUACAGUUUGAACAUCAGUUCACCGCAGGCAGCACUGGGAAGAUGCAAGCUGCCAGUUAAGUCUGUUCUGCCAUUAUUCCGCUGCUCAGCUUCCAUCGAGCGCAGCGUGGACAGCUGUAAAAUAUCCACUGGCCUUUCAGACACCCAAGUCACUUUCCAACUUUUUUGCAAGCAUGAGUCAUUACAGUUGGCUAUGCUUUGUGGCAUAGGCAUCACAAAAACCUACAACCUGGGCUUCCAGGAGCAUGACGUGCUCCAGGCUGUGUUUCCUGCUCACCUCUGUCCUAAUGUCCUGAAGGCCCAGCCCAGUCUCCUAGGUGACAUGGUGAUCCACUUUCCGGCAUCUCAAGAGGAAGUGACCCUUUCAGUGUGUCCGAAAAGGGUCACCAUGAGGAAUUACUGUGAAGAAAGGGAUCAGAUAAAGGUCAUGAGCACAGAGAUGUCCCUUCACCCUGAGGAAUUUGACUACUUCCAUGUAGGAGUCGACUCGGACAUAACAUUCUGUCUGAAGGAGCUGAGGGGCCUGCUGUCUUUUGCAGAAUCACAUGGCCUGCCUGUUUAUGUCCACUUUGGACACCCUGGACAGCCGGUGCGCUUCAGUGUGGAAAACAUGGUGCUGGAGGCCAGUGUUGUGCUGGCCACCCAGACUGACUCUGAGAGUGAAGUUUCUGUCCAGCCUGGGGGCUCCGAGGAUCCAGCUGCCCCGAGGCUCCCACUGCACGGUAUGCAGCUUGCAUUCCAUCCAUCCAUUUUCCAAAUGGUUAUCCAGUACAGGGUCACAGUCAGUCUGGAUCCUAUCCUAGGAAACACAGGGCACAAGGCAGAGGAACACCCCAAACAAGAUGCCAGUAGCUUGAAUUUCAGCUGACAUUUUAUUUACUGACAUCUAACAAAGGUAGUGUGACCUUCAUGCUUGCAAACCAACAGCACCUGAUAAGUAGUUCGCUUAGCUUUGGGUUUGUUGUCAUUUAAAUAAAAAUUUAUUUAUUUUUUUGCUGGAGGGGUUGUGGUCACAGCUGGUGAAAGACAGAAAUAAAAAUUCAAAACAAGGUCUCAGCAGUAGGUUUACUCUUAAAAGAAGCCCAUUUGUUUUCUGCACUUGGGAGUCACAGUCACAUUUAUUUAAAUAAACUUUGUGCUGAAAUUAUUCAUCUAUUUAAGUACAGUAUAAAAAAUCUUGAGCAGAUUGUCCUGUGAUAGUCACCAGGCAUCUUUUUAUACGAUCUAGCUGAAUAAGGAUGAUCCAGUGAUAAUUUAAAAACACUUUCACAUCCAUAUCAUCACUGACCUGGGUAAACCCCACCCCUUCCAUGCUGAGGAGGGUUAUGCCACACAACAACAUGCAUGACCCCCCUAAACACAUAUGCUACUUGGGUCUGAAACAAAUCCAUUACUAUUAUGACUUACAUUUAUAUAUGUGGGGUAAAAUUUUGUGCGCUGGGAACAGACGAAACACAAGGCACAUUUUCCUGGGGUGCUGGGUGGUCGGGUCGCUUCAGUGGGUAAAAAGCAAAGUUAGCAACAGAAAAAUAAAUAAUCGAGCUUGUGGAAGCAAGACAAUCUAAACAAGAAAUCAGAGUGAGUUACAUAUUUGUAAAAACUAUAAAUGUAACUGCAAAACAUUGCAUAAA
Messenger RNA from Paramormyrops kingsleyae, 2032 nucleotides. RefSeq names its product RAD9 checkpoint clamp component B (gene rad9b). Gene Ontology annotation, biological process: cellular response to ionizing radiation; mitotic intra-S DNA damage checkpoint signaling; DNA replication checkpoint signaling. Gene Ontology annotation, cellular component: checkpoint clamp complex. The record is from RefSeq and is a predicted model, not a curated record. NCBI's taxonomy places the organism in Eukaryota, Metazoa, Chordata, Actinopteri, Osteoglossiformes, Mormyridae.